Molecule: messenger RNA, 2974 nt
Organism: Miniopterus natalensis
Lineage: Eukaryota; Metazoa; Chordata; Mammalia; Chiroptera; Miniopteridae
Gene: KIFAP3
Product: kinesin associated protein 3
Biological process (GO): microtubule-based movement; cilium organization
Cellular component (GO): kinesin II complex; ciliary transition zone; axoneme
Molecular function (GO): kinesin binding
Source: RefSeq, a predicted model, not a curated record
GCCGAGCGGGCGCAUGCGCCUUGAGGCGGGGCUGGCUGCGGCGUCUCGGAGCGGGUCUGGGCGGCUCCAGUGUUUUGGGGCCUGGGAGCUGUGGGAGGAGCCGGCGGCCUCACCGUGGUAACUGCAUCCCCGCCCGGGCUCCUCCUUGCAGGCCUCGGGCCUGUCAUCGCCUUUGGGGGUCCGGGGACUUUGGCCACCGUUUCCGGAAAUAGCCCCGCCGGCUUUUUUCAGGCACCCCCAUUCUCCCCACGUCGUCGCCGCCGCCGCCAUGCAGGGGGAGGACGCGAGAUACCUCAAAAGGAAAGUUAAAGGAGGAAAUAUUGAUGUACAUCCAUCAGAAAAAGCACUCGUCGUUCAAUAUGAAGUGGAAGCUACCAUUCUUGGAGAAAUGGGGGAUCCCAUGUUGGGAGAACGAAAAGAAUGCCAAAAAAUCAUUCGUCUUAAGAGUCUCAAUGCCAACACAGAUAUAACUUCGCUGGCACGGAAGGUGGUUGAAGAAUGUAAACUCAUUCAUCCCUCAAAACUGAAUGAGGUAGAGCAGCUGCUCUACUAUCUCCAGAACCGUCGCGAUUCCUUGUCAGGAAAGGAAAAAAAAGAAAAGUCAAGCAAGCCUAAAGAUCCACCUCCUUUUGAAGGAAUGGAGAUUGAUGAAGUUGCUAACAUUAAUGACAUGGAUGAAUACAUUGAGUUAUUGUAUGAAGAUAUUCCUGACAAGGUUCGGGGUUCUGCUUUGAUCCUGCAACUUGCUCGAAAUCCUGAUAACUUAGAAGAACUGCUAUUAAAUGAAACUGCCCUUGGUGCACUAGCAAGAGUCCUGAGAGAAGACUGGAAGCAAAGUGUUGAGUUAGCUACAAACAUAAUUUACAUCUUUUUCUGUUUUUCCAGCUUUUCUCAGUUUCAUGGACUUAUCACUCACUAUAAAAUUGGAGCUUUGUGUAUGAAUAUCAUUGAUCAUGAAUUAAAAAGACAUGAGCUUUGGCAAGAAGAACUUUCUAAGAAGAAGAAAGCUGUUGAUGAAGACCCUGAAAACCAAACCUUGAGAAAAGAGUAUGAAAAAACCUUUAAAAAAUACCAGGGGCUUGUGGUAAAACAGGAACAGCUCUUACGAGUUGCUCUUUAUUUGCUUCUGAAUCUUGCUGAGGAUACACGCACAGAGCUGAAGAUGAGGAACAAGAACAUCGUUCACAUGCUGGUGAAGGCUCUUGAUCGGGACAAUUUUGAGCUGCUUAUUCUAGUUGUGUCAUUCUUGAAAAAACUCAGCAUUUUUAUGGAGAAUAAAAAUGAUAUGGUGGAAAUGGAUAUUGUUGAAAAACUGGUAAAAAUGGUACCUUGCGAACAUGAAGAUCUGCUGAAUAUCACCCUCCGACUUUUACUGAACCUGUCCUUUGACACAGGACUGAGGAAUAAGAUGGUACAAGUUGGACUGCUGCCCAAACUCACCGCACUCCUAGGCAAUGAAAACUACAAACAGAUAGCAAUGUGUGUCCUUUACCACAUAAGCAUGGAUGACCGCUUCAAAUCAAUGUUUGCAUACACUGACUGUAUACCACAGUUAAUGAAGAUGCUCUUUGAAUGUUCAGAUGAACGAAUUGACUUGGAACUGAUUUCUUUCUGCAUUAAUCUUGCUGCUAACAAAAGGAAUGUACAGCUUAUCUGUGAAGGGAAUGGGCUGAAGAUGCUCAUGAAGAGGGCUCUGAAGUUCAAGGACCCACUGCUGAUGAAAAUGAUUAGGAACAUUUCCCAGCAUGAUGGACCAACUAAAAACUUAUUUAUUGAUUAUGUUGGGGAUCUUGCAGCCCAGAUCUCUAAUGAUGAAGAGGAGGAGUUUGUGAUUGAGUGUUUGGGAACUCUCGCAAACUUGACCAUUCCAGACUUAGACUGGGAAUUGGUGCUGAAGGAGUACAAGCUAGUUCCAUACCUCAAGGACAAACUAAAACCAGGUGCUGCAGAAGAUGACCUUGUUUUAGAAGUGGUGAUAAUGAUCGGGACCGUGUCUAUGGAUGACUCUUGUGCUGCAUUGCUAGCCAAGUCUGGGAUAAUCCCUGCACUCAUUGAAUUGCUGAAUGCUCAACAAGAAGAUGAUGAAUUUGUGUGCCAGAUAAUUUAUGUCUUCUACCAGAUGGUUUUCCACCAAGCCACGAGAGAUGUCAUAAUUAAGGAAACACAGGCUCCAGCAUAUCUCAUAGAUCUGAUGCAUGAUAAAAAUAAUGAAAUCCGAAAGGUCUGUGACAAUACAUUAGAUAUUAUAGCGGAAUAUGAUGAAGAAUGGGCUAAGAAAAUCCAAAGUGAAAAAUUCCGCUGGCAUAACUCUCAGUGGCUGGAGAUGGUCGAGAGUCGUCAGAUGGAUGAGAGUGAGCAGUACUUGUAUGGUGAUGAUCGAAUUGAGCCUUACAUCCAUGAAGGAGAUAUUCUCGAAAGACCUGACCUUUUCUAUAGCUCAGAUGGAUUAAUUACCUCUGAAGGAGCCCUAAGUCCAGAUUUCUUCAAUGAUUAUCACCUUCAAAAUGGAGAUAUAGUUGGGCAGCAUUCAUUUCCUGGCAGCCUUGGAAUGGAUGGCUUUGGCCAGUCGGUUGGCCUUCUCGGACGCCCAGCCACAGCGUAUGGAUUCCGCCCUGAUGAACCUUACUACUAUGGCUACGGAUCUCGCUAAAGUCGUCCCUUUCCAUAUGUACCCUUAGCUUAGGAGAAACCUGUGUGGGUUGGGUUGACUUUGAAUCUUGAGCUAAUAAUGCAUGUUGAUAUUAUUGCGGUCUGUGCUUGUUUUUGUUGUUUCAUGUUGUUAGCUGCAGGUUAACUCCACCCUCUCCAUCCUGUGUUAAGCACAUCAUCGAGCCACACCUUGAUGCUGGAUAACAUUUCCCAUGACACUCAGAAGUGGAUGCUGAAAAGCAACUAGACUGGAAAACAAACACUACAUUAUGUACAUUAAGUGACUAAUUUAAUUUCUAUUAAAAAGAAACAAAGUGCAAAUGAA